UGCGAAAAACCGCAGCGCGAAAGAAUUCCAAAAAGACGGAAUUGAAACCACGGAAAAGGAUCCUACCAUAUCUUUUCCCUUUACCUAAAAACGAUCUAUCGAGCUCCGGCUCCGAGAAGCAAUCACUGUUCUCACAAUCAACCCCACAGUGUACAGAAAUCUUCGGCAGAGAUCCGGUUGUCUCGAAGGGAAACCCGCGGAAACCCUGCUAAUCCUGCAGGGUCCUGCAAUUAAUAUCAAGGAUUGGCGAUACCAAACGGAACGAACAGACUGAAAAAGAAGAAGAAGAGUUGCGGCAGGAUUUCGUUCUAAAAAGUUCCUAGUCUAUAUGGCUCUGUUCACCGACGUCCAUGUAGAUGUUUUCAUCAGCAACUACACGAUCAUCGACCCCGAAAUCUUCCAGUUAUGGGUCGAAGGAUAUUCCUCUGCCGAUGCCGUCACGUUGCUCAAACAGAAGGGCGGAAUGUUUGCGGACGUUCCACAUCAGCUGAUCACUUCCGAUGUGCAGGACCAUUAUCGCACGUACGCCCUUCUGGAGAAGUUUCUUCAUUCACCACCCAAGCUGGCCGAGCAGCCGACCUUUCAGAUUGGGCCGCAGGAUCGUUCGCUGCUGAUCGACCGGUACUACUCGCUAGACGACACCGUUGCGCGAGAAUUAUUUGGCAAGAAGUUCAAUUCACGAAACCGCAAAGAUCUGGACGAGGUGGCGGAGAAGACGGGCGUUAGGCUCAAGUCUUGUCGGAGACAGUUUGAUAAUGUAAAACGCAUCUUUAAAGCGGUCGAGGAAACGCAGGGCAAUAUUGCGCACAACAUCCGGCAGCAGUUUAUACUGCCGGAAGAGCUGGCCCAGAAGUACGCGGCGGUCGUGUUCAUUGCCUGUUUGCGCUUUGAAACAGCGAAGAGAAAGUUGCAGUUUCUUAAUUUUAAAGACUUUUACGAAUGUUCUCAGGCUCUAAUGACUUUCUGGACGUACACUUACCAACAUUCGGGAGCCGACUAUUUGGACACCGAGAUGGAUAAGGAAUUUUUGCUUGAUUUACGUGAAAUACGCUACCUGUUAGAUAAAGAGAAAGAAAUUAAACACUUGGUUUCUAUACGUUUAAAGCCAACGUUACUGGAGCGGGCCUACCAGGAAGUUGACAGCAAUUUCCGUACCUACUAUCGUGCAAUCAUACUGCUGGCGUGCAAUCUGCAUCGGACAAGGGAGAUGCGGCUACUGUUUGUGGAACUAACUGAGCGAUUGAUUGAACCGUGGAAACAGAAUGGCUGGACGCGUGAUCAGGUGCAACAGUUCAUGCAGUGUCUUACGCAAUGUGUGCUGGAUUUGGAGGUACCACGGGAUAAUCAGGAUAUCCGAUGUCUGUGGGAACGCUACAUGCAAGUUAUAAAUGUGUGCUUACUUCGAAUGUAUCAUCCCUAGGUCAGUGCAAUAGAUGAUUUACCAACGUUCUGUUCUUUUUUAGUUUAAUAUGUAAGGUUGCAAUAUUGUGCAUUUAGUCAAAUAGGAGAAUAAACGCUCAACCCAUUAGCUUCCCACGCACGGUGAAAAUAUUAUUAAAAUAAAGUUGAACCA
Molecule: messenger RNA, 1573 nt
Organism: Anopheles darlingi
Lineage: Eukaryota; Metazoa; Arthropoda; Insecta; Diptera; Culicidae
Gene: Fibp
Product: acidic fibroblast growth factor intracellular-binding protein
Exons: 4
Coding region: 329-1420 (363 amino acids)
Cellular component (GO): nucleus
Source: RefSeq, a predicted model, not a curated record